This is a messenger RNA of Papilio polytes (common Mormon), 1628 nucleotides long. RefSeq lists its product as uncharacterized. The record is from RefSeq and is a predicted model, not a curated record. The transcript is spliced from 3 exons. The coding region runs from base 74 to 799 and encodes 241 amino acids. NCBI's taxonomy places the organism in Eukaryota, Metazoa, Arthropoda, Insecta, Lepidoptera, Papilionidae.
GAUACGCUUAAAACAGCCCGUCUUAUACACCGUAGCCACACUUUGUACCAAGCUUUCUGGGGUUGCAGGCAAGAUGAGAGGUCUACUCGCCCUAUUUCUGGUCGCGACCGCGCGGGCUAUGCCUGCUUUCGACCAAGAUGCGAAAGAACAAGGAUUGAUGACUAGCGUUAUGGGAGUUGUCAAGGAGUGUGCUGAAAAUGACGUAUCCUUGUGCUUAAAGGAGAAGGCAUUGAAAUAUGUUGAAUCGCUGUCGACUGCUAGGGAGAUGGAUUUAGCUGAUGGAGUAACACUUCUUGGUAAUGGAUCCCCGAGAUCGGCGAGGGCUUUCGAACCGUUGUCUGAUGAACCUCAGGCGAGAGAAGCUCAAGUAGAAUCAAGACUAUUGGAUUCCGCUGCUGACUUCUUGGAGAACCAUGUCAUACAGUUCAAGCUGCCUUCAUCAGCUGUCGAAGGCAUGAAGCGAUCUUUGGAAGAGGCUCGUGGCAAAAAGAAGAAGCUUAAGCAACUCAUCCCACUCUUGGCGAUCGCUAAACUGAAGAUCAUGGCGCUCAUUCCUCUCUUCUUGGCUAUCAUCGCCUUCGCUGCUGUCAAGGCUCUCCUCCUCGCCAAGAUCUCACUUCUCGUCGCCGGUAUUAUCGCGUUGAAGAAGCUUCUAGCAAGUAAACACCAUGAAACUAGCUACGAAGUUGUUGCUCAUCCUCAUCACGAAGAACACUUCGCCAGCAGUGGUCACGGCUGGGGUAGAUCAAUCGAUGAUGCUCAGAACUUGGCGUACUCCGGUCAUAUUAAAUCUGAUUAAACGAAGUCAUAGAUAAGCAAUAACGAUAUCGAUAAUUUAAAAGUAAAAAUGUGUCGACGUGACGUAAAUUGUCUCCCCGCGGUGGUAUUUCUAACCCAGUAUAACUUAUUCCUACUAGAAAUGAGUGUAUAUCUUUCUUACAGACCUCCUUGUCGGAGUUCUAAUGCACUUUAUUAGUUAAAAAAAUGUCUGUUUUUAUGUCAUUGUCAGGUUUCUAUGCAUUUUGUUGAUUUUUAUACUGAUAUCGUUUAUCGAAUAAGGCUUUAUCUAGAGGCUUGUAUCAUAGUAACUUAUGAUAGAUUUAAGAGAAUAUUUAUUUAACUAUUUAUUCAAAGUUUUGAUGGAAGAUGUAGAAUAAGAUUGUUGUUGUUUUCAUAAAUUUUGUUCUGAAUUUGUAUGAUCUUGUAUGUAUACUAUAUUAGUAUUUUAACCCAAUACGGUAUCCGUAUUCGUGUUUCAUACAAAUUGUUGUAUGUAUAUGUAUUGAUAUUAUUCUAGUCCUAUAUUCUCAUUAUUUGAAUUAUAGAUAUUUCUAUCCACCUGAAUAUUAUUUAAGUAUUUUGUAUAUAUUGUAAAUAUAUUUAGUUUAACUUUUAAUUAUAUAUUUGUUUAUAUUUAUGUUUUAAUUCUUGCUAUUCUAUAUUUCUUUUCCUGUCAUAAUCUAAGUAAAUAUAUAUCGUAAAUAUAUGUACAACUUCACAAAUAUAGUAUAUGUUAAUAUAUAGAUUUGUUAUAUACUUAUUUUGCACGCAUGUUACAAAUAUUGUUUCCCAUUUCUUGUUAUGCACAUAUUAUUUUCGCACAAGAAGAAUCGUACAAAUAAAGAACU